Colletotrichum higginsianum IMI 349063 is the source of this 1239-nucleotide messenger RNA. Its product is annotated as NADH:flavin oxidoreductase/NADH oxidase. Bases 1 to 1239 code for a protein of 412 amino acids. Gene Ontology annotation, molecular function: oxidoreductase activity; FMN binding. Lineage: Eukaryota; Fungi; Ascomycota; Sordariomycetes; Glomerellales; Glomerellaceae. The record is from RefSeq and is a predicted model, not a curated record. The transcript has 4 exons.
AUGUCGAACUCGGCCAUCGCGAAGCCGCUGACGCUGAAAUGCGGCCUCACUCUGCCCAACCGCCUGACCAAAGCCGCCAUGGCCGAGAACUGGGCGGAUAACGAGGGACUGCCCAGCAAAGCCAUCCACGCACCGUACGGCGAAUGGGCCGACGGCGGCUGGGGACUCGUCAUGACCGGCAACGUGGAGGUCGACCUCAGGUACCUCGGCCAGCCAAAGGACACGGCCUACAACGACAAGAUCCCCUACGAGCGCAUGCUCGAGGCCUGGAAGGCCUGGGCCGCCGUCUGCAACCGCAACGGCACGCCGACCAUCGUCCAGGUCAACCACCCGGGGCGACAGUCGCCCCUGGGCGCCGGCAAGCGCGGCCUCUUCGAGAAGACCAUCGCGCCGAGCGCCGUGCCGCUGGACCUCGGCGCCGGCCUGAUCCCGCGCCUCCUCAACUCGCUGCUCUUCGGCACGCCGCGCGAGAUGACCGUCGCCGAGAUCGACGACGUCGUCCGCCGCUUCGCGCAGACGGCCAAGCUGGCCUCGGACGCCGGGUUCGCCGGCAUCGAGCUCCACGCCGCCCACGGCUACCUGCUCGCCCAGUUCAUGUCCGACAAGGUCAACCGGCGCACCGACGCCUACGGCGGCUCGCCCGCGGCCCGCGCCAAGAUCGUCGUCGACAUCGUCCGCGCCGUCCGCGCCGCCGUGCCCGCGUCCUUCUGCGUCGGCAUCAAGUUCAACUCGGUCGACCACCAGUCGCGCGACGAGCUGGACGCCUGCAUCGAGCAGCUGAAGCUCAUCACCGAGGCCGGCGUCGACUUCUUGGAGGUCAGCGGCGGGUCGUACGAGGACCCUGUGAUGGCCACUGGUGUCGCAGACGAGAAGAAGUCGGACCGCACCAAGGCCCGCGAGGCCUUCUUCCUUGAGUUCGCCCGCGCCAUCCGUCGCGACUUCCCCGACGUGCCGCUGAUGGUGACGGGCGGUUUCCGGUCCCGCCAGGGCAUGGAGGCCGCGCUCGCCAACAACGGCUGCGACCUCAUCGGGCUCGGCCGCCCCGCCGUGCUGAACCCGGCGCUGCCCAAGAACACCAUCCUCGCCGCCGACGUCGGGGACGACGACGCCAAGCUGUACGCCCGCAAGAUCGAGGCGCCGUGGAUCGCGCAGAAGCUGGGCGUGAAGGCCAUCGGCGCCGGUGCCGAGUCGGCUUGGUACGCGGGUAUGAUUCGCAAGUUGGGAAUCGUGGCCGCGUGA